Molecule: messenger RNA, 1955 nt
Organism: Abrus precatorius (Indian licorice)
Lineage: Eukaryota; Viridiplantae; Streptophyta; Magnoliopsida; Fabales; Fabaceae
Exons: 5
Coding region: 311-1639 (442 amino acids)
Source: RefSeq, a predicted model, not a curated record
CACCUGGUUCUUCUUCUUCCGUGUUCUUCAAAAUCGAAUCUGAAGUUUCUGAAUCUCACAAUCUCAACACAAACCCCAUUUUCAUUCACGGUCUUUGCAGUUCCCAACACUGUUUUCUUUUCGCUGACAAGUUUACUGUGCUGAAAGAGUUCCUGCCAAUAAGAGGAUCAAACUGACAUAAAUUUUGCAUGCUGUCCAAUCUCCCAAUCCAGCAAUUCUAGAUGAAUAACAUAAACCUCUAGACUCCUUGAUUUUCACUACUCUUUUUCUUUCCUACGGCAGCAGACACUGGAGUUACAGCAGUAUCAAGAUGGACCAACAAAACCAAAAUAACACUCCAGAUGGGUCUGGAGAUGUGCCUUUGAAGCGCAAACGUGGUCGUCCACGGAAGUACCCAAGGCCAGAUUCAGAGGAGAGUUCCUACAUCCUAGUUAGUCAAAACAAAAAGCAGAAUCCUGUUCGUGUUGAGCAAGCUCCAGGACCUCCUGGAUUUGAAGGGGUUAAUGGAAAUCAACAACUUCAAAGAGGCCAAGAGAAUCAUUCGAAUGAUGCGAUGGUUGGCCAGGUAGUUUCUGGUGUAAUUGAGGCUGUAUUUGAUGCUGGAUAUUUGCUCAGUGUUAGAGUUGGUGAUUCUGAUACUACUUUGAGGGGGCUAGUGUUCAAACCUGGAAGAUAUGUUCCUAUUUCAUCUGAAAAUGAUGUUGCUCCGACUGUUCCAAUGAUCCAAAGAAAUGAGGUUCCCUUUCCUUCAAGAACUGCUCAGGUUCAAACUCCUCUCCCAAAGGAAAGGAAUGAACAGCCUGUGAAUGUACAUAGAAUUGAAACUCUCACAAUGAAUGGGUCACCAUCUGUCCCUCAGGUGUCAAGAGGUGCUGUUAGUUCUAGUAACUUGGUUCCCUCUUCUGGAAAAAAUGUACCUUCUAUGACAGGCCAAACUGAUCAUCUACUAUCCAGAGGUAAUUUGGUGCCUGUAUUGCUCCAACCAAAUAAUUUUUCAAAUGGGGUGCCAGUUUCUAAUCAACCAUCACAAGUCAAGACCCAAGUUUCUCUAGGAAGUGGAGUGCUUGCCUCCAAAGAAAUUCCUGUACAUGGUACUCAAGCACUUACUUCUCAUACUCAAACUAGCCAGAGUUUGUUGUCAAGUGGUAUGCAAAGUGGUGAAGGUGUUCCACUCAAUCAAUCUUCAUCUCACGUGGUGAAUGAGACUGAGGCCAAAUCAAUGAAAAUGCCUAGCAUGCCUUUUGAGCAACUGGUUACUGAAGUUGUAAAGAGGAUCCAAGCUCCAUCAGAUGCCAUGGAUACUGAGACGGACAACAAGUCAGGUGAGAAUACAGUAGUGAAGGAUUCCACCAGUCGGCAGGAAGAUAAAGUUAAUGAUGUGGAUCAACCCAUUUUGAUUAAGCCUCUGCAAGCUGUACAGUCUCAUCCUCAAGAAAACUCAGGGUCUGCUCCCAACUCUUCAGACUAUAAUGAAAGUGGCAAAAUGACUGAGCUUUUGCAGGUUUUGCAGAAUAACAAAAUGGAGAACCAGACUUCCAAAGCAGCAGAGAUAGAAUCUGGAAACAAGUUGGAUGGUACAAGGAAUUUAGACACCGAACUUGAAGAUAGUGAAACUGUUCAAUCAACAACGCCUUUCUAAGCAUUGAGUGCAUGAUUUAUAAGUUUUUAUCAUCGCUGGUCCUUGUGCCAGCAGAUUUAUCUGUCAUGAAGUAGGUAAAUAUCUGGCAUAGUAAAAUAUUUAGGCUUUCUAGUUUUAGUCUCAUGGAUCUUAAAUAAUUAUAGACUUGCAAAGGUUUCUUAUUGGGUUUGUGGAGGAAAGGUAGCUUGUUACAGUUUUAUUUAUUGUUUUUAAAUUUGAGACCCUACCUUAAAAUUGGAUGUUAAUUACUUUCUUGUGAUCUUCACAAAGCAAUUAUUGCCAAAAACUUUAAAUUUAAUGUUUCAAGUCAUUUAUC